Molecule: messenger RNA, 1302 nt
Organism: Helianthus annuus (common sunflower)
Lineage: Eukaryota; Viridiplantae; Streptophyta; Magnoliopsida; Asterales; Asteraceae
Product: protein FAR-RED IMPAIRED RESPONSE 1-like
Exons: 3
Coding region: 1-1302 (433 amino acids)
Biological process (GO): regulation of DNA-templated transcription
Source: RefSeq, a predicted model, not a curated record
AUGUCGUAUUGGCGUGACUUUUUAAGUGUGUUUGAUAACGAGUCGAAUCAGGGGAGUUAUGAUAACAAUCAAGAUAACAAUCCGGGUGUGUUUGAUCUGAAUGCUCCGUUCGAUCUCAAUCUUGCCUCUGAUGCAGUUCAGAAUAAUUGGAGUUUGGAUGACUUUCAGCCUAAUUAUGCUAGUUAUUAUCCAUCGCAACACCCCGUUAGUUUUGAAUCCCCUUCUGCUAGUGGUGGUCCGCCGACCGGUAGUUUCCAUUCUCCUCCCAUAAGUGGUGGACCGUCCGUGGGACCAAAGGCUGACCAGGAACCUAGUGAGUUUCAAAACAAUCAGAAAUUCGCUAGCAUGGAUGAAUUGGUGGAGUGGUGUAGAGAAGUCGGACGUGAAAAUGGCUACGCCAUCAUCACUAAAUGCACCAUCUCCAAUAAACCCCCAAGUGGUCAGCCAUUAAAAAUUUGGCUUACGUGUGAUAGUGCCGGCCAGCAUAACUCAACAGCCACGGUCAGGCGCAGUGGGACCAGGAAAACCGGUUGCAAGUUCCAACUGAUCGGGACAUACAGAAAGAGAGGGUCAUCCGUCCCUAAUGAGGCUGACUCCAAUGGAAGAGAGGACGGUGGAGCAACUUCGCAUCAGAACAUAAAACCACGAGACAUUCUUGCUGCCAUUAAAGAACAAAACCCCCAUAAUGUCUCAAAAAGAAACACCAUAUACAACGCUCGGGCCAAAUUGGGUCGAAUGGAACAAGUCGGCGAGACUCCAAUGCAGAUACUUUUCGACCGGUUGGAGAAGGUUGGGUUUGUUUUUUACCAUAGAACAUCUGAAAACGGCGAACGAGUUGAGGAUGUUUUCUUCAUCCACCCAAAGUUGAACAUGUUGUGGCGCGCCUUCCCGCAUGUGUUGCUUAUAGACGCCACCUACAAGACGAAUCGGUACAAAAUGCCGCUAGUUCAGGUUAUCGGUGUUACAUCCACGUUGAUGUCGUUUUGCAUUGCUCAUGCGUUCAUAAGCAACGAGAAACAGGAAAACUUCACAUGGGUUCAACAGAGGUUGAAAGACUCAUUAGACAGUGUUAUGGAACCCCGUGUAACAGUAACGGAUAGAGAUCGCGCCCUAAUGAAAGCAUGUGCAAUCGUGUUUCCCAAGGCUAGACAUUCAUUGUGUAGGUGGCACAUACAGCAAAACGUUGCCAAGCAUUGCAGGCCAAGCUUUAAAACCGAAGAAAGCUGGGAAAGGUUUCUUUACAAGUGGGGCAGGCUAAUUAACUCAACGACCGAUCUUGACUACAACUACUGGUACGAGUAA